This is a messenger RNA of Staurois parvus, 303 nucleotides long. The record is from the annotation of a GenBank genome assembly. Lineage: Eukaryota; Metazoa; Chordata; Amphibia; Anura; Ranidae.
GAGAGACCAGAUAUAGUGAAUGCAGGGUCUGGGGAGACCAGAUAUAGUGAAUGCAGGAUCCGGGAGACCAGAUAUAGUGAAUGCAGGGUCCGGGGAGACCAGAUAUAGUGAAUGCAGGGUCCGGGGAGACCAGAUAUAGUGAAUGCAGGGUCCGGGGAGACCAGAUAUAGUGAAUGCAGGGUCCGGGGAGACCAGAUAUAGUGAAUGCAGGGGUCCGGGGAGACCGGAUAUAGUGAAUGCAGGGUCCGGGGAGACCAGAUAUAGUGAAUGCAGGGUCCGGGGAGACCAGAUAUAGUGAAUGCA